AUGGAUGACUAUCUCGCUUUUGGAACCAUUCGUCUAGUCCGACAAUCAGAUCAUGGUGAACAUGCCGCCUGGCGUAUGGUCGGACCAAAGAACCCGAUACAUCCUCACCCAGAAUUAACGAAGGGUGAGGCACGGGGAUGGAUCAGGACUACAUUUCUUCCACAUGUCGACGAUCCUACCUACGCUUCAUUGAAAGUCCAUGUCUUGCCAGAAGAUGUAAAUCGAAGCAGCCGUGGGUCGAUACAGCACCUUAGGAAGCUGCUGAAGUUGCUUGCCGAUUUGAUUGACACGUCUGUCGAGGCUUGGAAUGGCAGCUUCGACCCGAAUUCGCCCAUGCAAACUUACAAGGAACCCGAUUUCUCGCAGGAAGAGUCUCUUUUCUACACCUUCAAUACCUUGUCUUCGCCACAGAUCACUCUCGGUGACGCCGGAACACGUGUGCACGAUCAACAGGCAAUGGGCGAUGUGUUCCAGGACAGCAUCAUCGGCCUCAAGACGCAGUUAUACCCGUACCAGAAACGGUCGGUUGCUGCGAUGCUACAGAAAGAGGUGCACCCUUCCAAGUCCCGUGAUCCACGCAAGCCCCAGUUUCGAGACCUGAACGGUACUGAAUUCUACUUCGAUGUACAUGAAGGUGUUCUUCUCCGUCACCCACAUCUGUACAGCGAGUGUCGGGGAGGGAUCCUGGCAGAGACUAUGGGCUACGGCAAGACAUUAAUUUGCAUCGCACUGGUCCUAGCCACAAGAGGUCACUAUCCUGCCAUCCCCGAAGGCAGGAUCAGUGCCAUGCCCGAAGAAUAUAACGAGCGGACACCAAGCCUACUCGCAUUGGCUGCGAAGAAGAUCAAACAAGCGGGGGUUCCCUGGAAGUCGCACUUUGCCGCGCUAGAAACGGAGGGAUACCAUUUCGACAGCUGCACGGCGGCCUUGGCCGAGUAUGAUGGUGAAUAUGCUGAACCCAUCUUCCACCCUACCACGCCGGACCGCAAGAAUAAGAAAAGGGAAGACUUCAGAAUGCUGCGCCAGUCAUUUGCCACGUUGCUUAUCGUCCCGCCCAAUCUGCUUGUGCAAUGGCAGCACGAGAUCAAGAAACACACUCAUCCCGGUGCACUUGACGUCCUUGUGCUCGACUCCACAACGAAGGACAUACCGCCCUGGAAGUCGUUGAUGAAGUACGACAUUGUGCUCAUCACGAAAGCUCGAUUUGAGCAGGAGUACCGAGACGAUCACCUCAACCAGGGUAGGCAGUUCAAAGGCUCAGAAAAGUUCCGCUCACAACUGACCGAAGUGCGAUGGCUACGCGUAAUCUGUGAUGAAGGCCAUGGCUUCGCAGGCUCAAGUUACAAGACGCACGCCGUGGCUAUGCUUGAUAAGAUGUCCAUCGAACGUCGGUGGGUCGUAUCAGGCACACCGUCGCACUCUCUCCAGGGAGUUGAGGUCAAUCUAGCACUGAACGAGACUAAUGACAACAACGAACCAUCACGCGACCACUCGAUCAGGACCGCCUUGGAACGACGGAGGGCCAAGGAGGCAGCAGAUGACGAGCUCAAAGAUAUGGAACGGCUGCGUGCCAUCGUCGUCAACUUUCUAAAGGUACAACCUUGGGCAAAUCAGAAAGGCGCCGACUAUGCCGACUGGAAAAAAUACCUGCAUCCGUUCGACGCGUCACAAAAUCGACGUUUUGCGCCUGCUCUCAAGGCCAUUCUCCAGUCGCUAAUCAUCCGACACCGAAUUGAGGACAUCGAUGUUGAUCUGUGUCUGCCUCCACUUCACAAUACCACCGUGUGCCUCGAGCCGAGCUACUAUGACAAACUCAGCAUGAAUCUUUUCAGAAUGGUCUUGACCUCCAACGCCGUCACCUCCGAAAGAGUAGACGACGACUACAUGUUCCAGCCCAAGAACCGCAAAUAUCUGGACGAACUCAUCAACAACCAGCGACGCUCAAGCUUCCACUGGGUGGGUUUCACUACGCACGAAGUCGCGGAAACGCUUAGGGUGAGCAAAAAAUACCUGGACGAGCAUCUUGACACCAUCUCCGAUGGCGACGGUGCGCUCCUGACAGAGGCGAUCAUGAAUGGCGAACGCGCCCUGAACGAUUCGGGCUGGAGAGCGUUCUCAUUCUACCACGAGAUAGGAGUCUACGUCAAAGAUUUCCCCGACGCUGCGGCGCAAGCUUGGGCGCUGAACGGCGAACCAUCCAAUCCACUCCUUCUUGGCACUAAGCAAGCCCGAGAAGCACAGCAGCAUGUCUUGAAGCAUCUUGAAAGCGGCGAUCCUAGCUUCGGUCUUGUGGGAGCAGGCAUUCGAGCGAUGUUUGCAGCACGCGAGCGAGCCACCGAGGAAAUGAAGGCUCGAGAGAAAGCACGGCCCAGUCCGAAUGGCAAGCCUCCAACAGCCGGAACCGCAGAAGAACCCAAGAUCAAAAAUCAAGCAGCAACAUUCUCAUCUCCUGUCCGUUCCUCCAAGGCCGAAACGCUCCUGGCUGCUGGUCACAAGCGCAUUUCGUCGACGAUGGAUGCUGCGGUUACAGCGUCUCUGGCCAAACCCAAAGUCAUCGGCUUCACAUCCGCAAAGUUGAACUACCUGUGCUCACGCGUGCUGUUGUUACAGCGAACCGAGAAGAUCAUCAUCUUCUACGACUCCAACAACAUUGCCUUCUGGAUUGCCGAAGCCCUCGAGCUGCUCUCCGUCAAGUUCCUCAUCUACGCCAACACGUUGGCCGUGGCCCGUCGAGCAGCGUACCUCGCAACGUUCAACCAAUCAGGCGUGUUCCGUGUGCUGCUCAUGGACUUGAAACAAGCAUCCCACGGCCUCCACGUCGCUGCGGCUACCCGCAUCUUUAUCGUGUCCCCCAUCUGGCAGCCGGACGUCGAAUCCCAGGCGAUCAAGCGCGCGCAUCGAAUCGGACAGACACGUCCCGUCUACGUGGAAACGCUAGUCCUGAAGGGUACACUUGAGGAAAAAAUCCUCAAACGGCGCCGCCAGAUGAGCAAGGCCGAGCUGGUCAAAGCCGAAAAGAGCCUCCUGGACGACGACACGAUGAAUGGCGUCAUCCGCGGCGAGGGGUUCCUGAAUAUUACGGACGACGAGAAAGAACGGAUGAAGGGCGGAACCCUAGACGAACCGGUCCCACUGUUUGAACGACGCGACGGACCAUUUUCUACAGAUGGAGCCGAAGACAGUGAUCUGAUUGUAGGCCUCGAGAUUGAACGUGCUCGGAACAAACGCAGAAAAACACCAGCAAAGAGGACACGAAAGGACUAUGACAGGGGACCGGAAAGGACCGUCGCGUUUGGCGCUACAGACACGCUGCCGCUGUCGCCGCCAGUUACGCCAGCUGCUCAGCCGAGGUCAUCGAUCUUUGGGGGUGGUAAUGGUAUUGGUUCCCCCGUCGCCACAGCCAGGCCGAAGAAGGCCGUGGGAUUUAUGAUUGAGACAAACACCCCCCCUGCUUCUGGAUCGGAUUCCAGUUCCGGUUCUGCUGCGAAUCAUGGCGCGAGUUCUGGUCCUGGUACCGGUCCGGGUCCUGGUCCCAGCCCCGGUUCCGGAGGAAUGGUUACCUGA
Messenger RNA from Cladophialophora carrionii CBS 160.54, 3564 nucleotides. RefSeq lists its product as uncharacterized. The record is from RefSeq and is a predicted model, not a curated record. The coding region runs from base 1 to 3564 and encodes 1187 amino acids. NCBI's taxonomy places the organism in Eukaryota, Fungi, Ascomycota, Eurotiomycetes, Chaetothyriales, Herpotrichiellaceae. Gene Ontology annotation, molecular function: ATP binding; ATP-dependent chromatin remodeler activity. The transcript has a single exon.